AUGGGAUUGAAACCAUAUCUCGGCCUACAGGGCAAUGCACUGCUGCGGGCAGCUGUCAUGCUGGUAGUAUGUCCGACAUUUACUUGUUACGGAUACAAUAUGAGUGUGGCUGGAGGUCUCUUGACACUCUCGGCAUUCAAUACACAAUUUCCACGGAUGGACACUAUCAACACCACUGGUGCACAGCAAGAGGAGAAUUCACAAAUACAAGGCACUGUGAUUGCUCUAUAUACGGUCGGCGGUAUUUUCGGCGCCCUUUCCUGCGUCUACCUUGGUGAUCUCCUUGGCCGACGCAAGGUCAUCUUCUUUACAAACCUUAUUUCAAUUAUCGGUGCUAUUCUUAUGGCUACAUCCUUCAAAUUUGCUCAAUUCAUCGUUGCCCGACUAGUGCUUGGUCUAGGAACUGGUGGUUAUGUUGCGACCGUUCCAAUUUGGCAGGCAGAAAUCUCUCCAGCCCACAAGCGAGGAUCAAAUGUUAUUACUGACGGUAUCUUUGUUGGAUUGGGUGUUACUAUUGCGCUAUGGAUCGACUUGGGUUUCUACUUUGUGCAGGGUAGCUCCGUCUCAUGGCGAUUCCCUCUCGCCUUCCAAGUGGUUCUCUCCGCGACCGCCAUGAUUUUCGUCUUUUUUAUGCCUGAGUCACCUCGCUGGCUGAUCAAGACUGGCCAGAUUGAGGAGGCCCGUCAUGUAUUGGGUGCGUUGCUCGAGGCCGACCCUGAUUCUAGCACCGUCAACGAAAGUGUGGUGGCUAUCGAAGCGUCUCUCGCCUACUGUGGCUCCGGAAAAUGGACCGAUAUGUUCACAAACGGAAAACAACGCCUUUUCCACCGUACCUAUCUCGCUGCCACUGGCCAGAUGUUCCAGCAAAUGUGCGGUGUCAACCUCAUUACCUACUACGCUACCACGAUCUUCGAACAAUAUCUCGGCAUGGACCCCGUGCGGGCUCGAGUCCUCGCUGCCGCCAUGGGCCUUAUGCAGCCUUUCGGUGGCUUCCUGGCCUUUUUCACCAUCGAUCGCCUCGGUCGCCGACCUCUCAUGCUGUGGAGUGCCGGAGCUAUGUCCAUCUGCAUGGCUGGUCUGGCAGGCACGACAUCCGCUAAGGGUAACACCGGCGCCCUUGUCGUUGCUGUGAUCUUCCUUUAUGCUUUCCAGUUCAUCUUCACCGUCGGUUACUCCGGCCUGACCUUCCUCUAUGCCGCAGAGAUGGCACCUCUUCAGAUCCGAGCCGCUGUGAGCGCAGUGUCUACCAGUACCGUCUGGGCAUUUAACUUCCUGCUCGCCCAGGUCACCCCCGUCGGUUUCUCCACGAUCUCGAAUCGCUAUUAUAUUAUUUUCGCCGUGCUCAACGCCGCUAUCGUCCCAUCUGUCUACUUCUUCUUCCCCGAGACCAAGGGGCGGUCAUUGGAAGAGAUCGAUGAGAUCUUCGCCCAGUCGAAGAGUAUCUUUGACCCGCCGCGUAUCGCCCGUGCCAUGCAAAAGGUGCAUGUGGGCGAAGUUCACUCUGAGAGUGGCGAAAACACUGGGUCGAGUGAUGCUGGUCUAAAGGAGGAUAUCAAGGCAUGA
This is a messenger RNA of Penicillium subrubescens, 1563 nucleotides long. Its product is annotated as sugar porter family MFS transporter. The record is from RefSeq and is a predicted model, not a curated record. The transcript is spliced from 2 exons. Gene Ontology annotation, biological process: transmembrane transport; carbohydrate transport. Gene Ontology annotation, molecular function: carbohydrate:proton symporter activity. The coding region runs from base 1 to 1563 and encodes 520 amino acids. Gene Ontology annotation, cellular component: membrane. NCBI's taxonomy places the organism in Eukaryota, Fungi, Ascomycota, Eurotiomycetes, Eurotiales, Aspergillaceae.